CUGGCUCCACCCUCCCCCCAGGUACUGGCGUGCGGCCCGGGGAAGCGCGUGAACAGCUUCCGCGGGUCCUCCACGGCACUUAUUUUGGGGCGCAGAUGGAGGGAGCCAUGAUUCGGCUGCUGCGCGGCGGCGCGCUGCUGAGAAGAAACUUCCCAACCUGCCUAUCUUCCUGGAAAAAUCCUCCUCGUGUCCUAAAAUCUUCCCAGGCAGAAGCUGAACUCGUAACAAAUAACGGCCUCCUCUGUGCCCCUCUACAGACAUUUACAGAGGAGGAGAUGAUGGUAAAGAACACAGUUAAAAAAUUUGCCCAGGAACAAAUUGCUCCUUUGGUCUCAAAAAUGGAUGAAAGUUCAGAAAUGGAAAAAUCAGUCAUAGAAGGAUUAUUUCAACAAGGGUUAAUGGGUAUUGAAACUGACCCAAAAUACGGAGGAACAGGAGCUUCAUUUUUCUCCUCUAUCCUAGUGGUAGAGGAAUUAGCCAAAGUGGAUGCGUCCGUGGCUCUGAUAUGUGACAUACAGAACACAGUAUUUAACAGGCUGAUUGGAAAAUUGGGAACAGAAGAACAGAAGGCUACCUAUUUGCCCAAGCUAGCUACAGAACAAGUGGGAAGUUUCUGCCUUUCAGAGGCUGGAGCAGGUAGUGAUUCAUUUGCUUUGAAGACCAGAGCUGAUAAAAAGGGAAAUUAUUAUGUCAUCAACGGGUCAAAGAUGUGGAUUAGCAACGCCAAGCAUGCCAGGCUUUUCAUGGUGAUGGCAAAUGUAGACUUUACUCUUGGGUAUAAAGGAAUUACCUGCUUCUUGGUAGAUCGUGAUACUGAGGGCCUUCAUGUAGGGAAGCCAGAGAACAAACUGGGAAUCAGAGCUUCUUCUACCUGCCCAUUAACGUUUGAAAAUGUCAAGGUUCCAGAAACCAAUAUCCUGGGACAGAUUGGGCAUGGCUAUAAGUACGCCAUCGGGGGGCUUAAUGAGAGUAGAAUAGGAAUCGCUGCACAGAUGCUGGGACUGGCUCAAGGAUGUUUUGACUACACUAUUCCAUAUACUAAAGAAAGGGAACAAUUUGGCAAAAAAAUAUUUGAUUUUCAGGGGCUCCAACACCAAGUGGCUCAGGUGGCCACCCAGCUGGAAGCUGCAAGAUUACUCACAUACAACGCGGCGAGGCUUUUAGAAGCUGGAAGGCCAUUCAUUAAAGAGGCAUCUAUGGCCAAGUACUAUGCGGCAGAGAUUGCAGGCCUAACAACCAGCAAAUGUAUCGAGUGGAUGGGAGGAGCAGGCUUCAUCAAAAAUUACCCUGUGGAAAAAUACUUCCGAGAUGCGAAGAUUGGUGCAAUAUAUGAAGGAACUUCAAAUAUCCAGCUAAACACCAUCGCAAAGCGCAUCAGUGCAGAAUACUGACAGCCACGGGAGAGGGACCCCUCACUGGUGUCGCUGGUGUAAGACUUUACGGUGCCUUGUCUGGGGCUGUGAACCUCCGUCUCACUGAAUGAUUUAAUUAGGCCCUUCACCUGGGGUCUGGAGGUAGACCUUUGCUGUUUUCUCUUUCCAGUCUGCUUAAGUUAGGCACAGAAAAUCAUUUUUAAAAUUUGGGAAGAAAUGCACCCAUAUUUUCUCCAGAACUGUUUUUAAAGCUCUCUGCAUUGUCCUUCUGGCUUCAGGGUGUACUGAAGCUUCACUCUAUUAGAAUUUGGAAAAAUAAAGACAAUUUAAGUAUUUCUUGCA
Messenger RNA from Hippopotamus amphibius kiboko, 1715 nucleotides. RefSeq names its product acyl-CoA dehydrogenase short/branched chain (gene ACADSB). The transcript has 11 exons. Bases 96 to 1391 code for a protein of 431 amino acids. Gene Ontology annotation, molecular function: flavin adenine dinucleotide binding; acyl-CoA dehydrogenase activity. Gene Ontology annotation, cellular component: mitochondrion. The record is from RefSeq and is a predicted model, not a curated record. Lineage: Eukaryota; Metazoa; Chordata; Mammalia; Artiodactyla; Hippopotamidae.